ACGAACGACGAGACGUUUGUUGUCGAUCCAAGGCCCGCAUAAACACAAAUUGCACUCACUGUAGCCCUCGAACGGGGUGCGGACAACAUUCGCUACAAUGACCACGGCCGCUUCGAUGCGUGCCAUCCGCCUCCGGCCCUCAAUUGCACGCCCCAGUUCCCUUCCCAACUCCAUCCGCAUCUCCUCACGACACGCCUCAACAGCUUCAGAGACAGCGACGAACGCACGCUCCACGGCGACCCGGACGAAGAACCUCAUAUACGGAACACUACUCACAUUUGGCCUGUCGUUCGGCUACCUCUACGUCACCGAUACCCGCGCCAGCGUCCACCAAUGGCUCGUCGUACCUGCGUUACGCCAGAUCUAUCCUGAUGGCGAGGAAGCCCACCACGCCGGCUCAGCAAUCCUUAAGGCACUGCACAGCUUCGGUUUGAACCCAAGAGAGCGAGGCAACCCAGACGCCCAAGGCGACCUCUCCGUGGAGAUUUUCGGCCACGUACUCAGCAACCCCAUUGGAACCUCCGCAGGCAUCGACAAGGGCGCCGAAGUGCCCACUCCAUUGCUCGACCUCGGUGCCGGCAUCGUCGAAGUCGGAGGCGUCACACCCUUACCCCAGCCGGGAAACCCCAAGCCGCGAGUCUUCCGACUCCCCUCGCAGAAUGCGCUCAUCAACCGGUACGGAUUCAACUCCGAGGGCGCGGAGACAGUAGCGAUGAGGCUACGACACCGGGUCCGCGAGUUCGCAUACCACAUGGGACUGGGCAUCGACGAGGAGGCAGAGCGGAAGAUCUUGAACGGAGACGCGGGCGUGCCUCCAGGAUCUCUGACGCCGGGCCGUUUGAUGGCCGUCCAGAUCACGAAGAACAAGGACACGCCUGAGGGCGACAUCGAGGCCGUGAAGCGGGACUACUCGUUCUGCGUCCAGCACCUCGGCAAGUACGCAGACAUCAUCGUGGUCAACGUCUCCAGCCCCAACACCCCCGGCCUCCGCUCCCUCCAGAACGUCGAGCCGUUGACCCACCUCCUCACCAGCGUCGUCAAGGCCGUCAAGCAGGUCGACCGCAAGGUCAAGCCCGCCAUCAUGGUCAAAGUCAGCCCGGACGAGGACUCCGAAGAGCAAAUCACCGGCAUCUGCGAGGCCGUCUGGGACUCCGGUGUCGACGGCGUCAUCGUCGGCAACACCACCAAGAAGCGACCGGACCCGCUGCCAAAGGGCUACGCUCUCCCAGCCAAGGAAGCCCAAAUCCUCCUCGAACAAGGCGGCUACUCCGGACCCCAGAUGUUCGAGCGCACCCUCGCGCUCGUCAAGAAGUACCGCAAGACCCUCGACGACGGCCCGCGACAAGCACCACCACCACCACCCUCUCCCCCUCAGACAGAAGAAACCCCCUCACCAGUCACCACCACCGUCGCAGAAACCCUCGACUCCGCCAAAUCCAACGCCAAAGACAUCACCUCCUCCCUCUCCACCACCACUCCCACCCCCUCCGAAUCAACCCCAUCCAACGUAGACGACCUCGCCCCCUCCGCACCCACCCUCUCCCUCCCCCCACCGACCUCCACAUCAUCACCAGCACCAGCGCCAAACAACCCCCGAAAAGUCCUCUUCGCCACCGGCGGCAUAACGAACGGCCGCCAGGCGCGCGAGAUACUGGAUUCGGGCGCCAGCGUCGCGAUGGUGUACACGGCGCUGAUCUACGGCGGCGUGGGCACGAUUAGCAGGAUUAAGCGGGAGAUGAGGGACGAUGCUGCUGCUGCGGCGGCGGCGGGGGAGAAGAAAUGAGGAAGGGUUUGUGCUUGUUUGGGAAUGGUAUUGUAGAAGUAUGUUAUAGAUAGGGGGAAAAUUCUAAGAUGUACUUUUUGUGAAAAAGUGUAUGGGUAUGUUUGUGUGAGUGCAGUAGACGUGUGAUGAUGGGAUUUCGAAGUCGUGAUGUCUUGUGAUGGCGAUGACGGUGAUGGUCUUGGUGGUGAUGUGGAAAGAUGGCUCUUGUCGUCGAUAUCUGUUACAAGUGCUCCGUUCUUUCAAAACUGACGAAAAUACGUAUGUGUAUAAAACGUCACGAUGCGUCUGCGCUUCCGUGAGAACACCUCCAGCACGAACGACCUACUCAACCCCUUGACGAAACGUAGUUACGACAAUUAGUAGGGAUGUAAGCACACAUCACACAUUCACGAUUUAGCCCAGUCCAGUUCAUUCCGGUUCUGCAGUUAAAGAGGUGUGCGAGAGCGUGAGAGAUGUUCAAAAACAAUGCUUUACU
This is a messenger RNA of Aaosphaeria arxii CBS 175.79, 2258 nucleotides long. RefSeq names its product FMN-linked oxidoreductase. The record is from RefSeq and is a predicted model, not a curated record. Bases 98 to 1783 code for a protein of 561 amino acids. Lineage: Eukaryota; Fungi; Ascomycota; Dothideomycetes; Pleosporales. Gene Ontology annotation, molecular function: dihydroorotate dehydrogenase activity. Gene Ontology annotation, cellular component: mitochondrial inner membrane; cytoplasm. The transcript has a single exon. Gene Ontology annotation, biological process: 'de novo' pyrimidine nucleobase biosynthetic process; pyrimidine ribonucleotide biosynthetic process.